Ricinus communis (castor bean) is the source of this 1505-nucleotide messenger RNA. RefSeq names its product ubiquinol-cytochrome-c reductase complex assembly factor 1. Lineage: Eukaryota; Viridiplantae; Streptophyta; Magnoliopsida; Malpighiales; Euphorbiaceae. The transcript has 7 exons. Gene Ontology annotation, cellular component: mitochondrion. The record is from RefSeq and is a predicted model, not a curated record. Gene Ontology annotation, biological process: mitochondrial respiratory chain complex III assembly. Bases 259 to 1137 code for a protein of 292 amino acids.
UUCAUUUACAAAAACCACCAUCGAAGCGUCCAACUUAAACCACAAAAUACCAACGUGAAAAAAAGAAAGUUGUUAUAUGGAUAGACGGUUACGCUUACUCGCAUCAAGGGCGAGACCUCAUAAUUACCGUUAGAUCUGCUUACUACAAAACAGUCAAAACUCCUCUCUUCUCUAACCUCUGUAUCCCCCCUUGAGGGUUUAUCGAGUUUGGGAUUGUCAGAAAGAAAGAGAAGACCGCUAGUGUCACAGUGCUAAAAUAUGUUGUCAAGAUGGAGCAGAGCUGCUGCCUCUCAAGUAUCGAACCUUCGCUCUCUAACAAACGCCACCAAGCUCCGCAAAGAUCAUCUUUUUAUUCCACGCCUAACCUAUGCCAAGGCUUCUGCUGCAGUUGUAUCACCCGCUCCUAAUGAUUCUACACACAACACUUUCCCUUCCAACUCACCGGUAAAGUUGGAUAAAAUGUUUUGGUCAAAGCCCUGCUCUUUGGCUUUAGCCUUAGACUCUCCAAUCAGGGUUUAUGAGCCAGAAUUUCAAGGCAUUAGGCGUUUUAUGCUAAAGUUAAUGCUUUUCUAUAGUAAACAAAGCAAAUCUAUUAGACGGGCAAAUGUGGUAUAUCGCCGCAUCAUUUCACGAGUGAAUAAGCCAACAAUUUAUGAAGUAUUCAAUUUGGAGAAGACGUUUAAAAUGACAUUCUCGUUGCUUGUACUCCAUAUGUGGCUUGUCUUGCGCCGUUUGAAGCAGGAGGGACAGGAAGGGGUUGAAUUUGGGCAGUAUUUGUAUGAGAUUUAUAAUCAUGACGUUGAGCUCAGAGUCUCUAAAGCAGGGGUUAACUUACUGUUGACAAAAUGGAUGAAAGAAUUGGAGAAAAUAUUUUAUGGAAAUAUUGUUGCUUAUGAUGCUGCCCUGCUUCCAGAGGCUAAAUCUGAUGAGCUAGUGAAGGUGAUUUGGAGGAAUGUCUUUUCUGAUGAUGGUAGUUCGGAGCCAGAUGCUACUGCAUUACACGCUGUCCAGGCAAUGGCGAGAUAUGUACGCCGGGAAGUCCAUUGUUUUUCACUAACAGACAAAGAAGCCAUAUUAUCAGGGAAUUUCACGUUCACCUCCUUGGAAAACACAACACCUGAUGCAACAAGGAGGUAAAUGGAAGAGACUAAGGAAGGUAUUGGUCGAGUCCCAUCAAAGACUCUGAGAUUAGAAGAACAUUCUGUGGAGAAAAAUAAUGCUCUUCUCAUGUGUUAUACAAGAUGCAUAAGCCAAAUUAGAAUCUUAUUAAAUUCUUUUUAUUUUUUCUUACCCUUGAUUGUUAAAAUAAAAGUGACGAGCAAGUAGAUACUGCUGUAUAAUGCCUUUCUUUUUUUUUUUUUAUUUGGUAAAAGAUUCUAGCAAUGGCUUUAGGUGCAGAAGCAAGAUGUGCGUAAUAUAAUGGUUGCAAGCUGGAAUGUUUGGAAGCAUUAUUCACUUGUUUGUUGCUUUGAUGCAACUAUCUUCCUUUAAUUCUGUUACAAUAA